This is a messenger RNA of Catharus ustulatus (Swainson's thrush), 961 nucleotides long. It is a transcript of the gene BBLN, whose product is annotated as bublin coiled coil protein. The transcript has 2 exons. The record is from RefSeq and is a predicted model, not a curated record. Bases 43 to 324 code for a protein of 93 amino acids. NCBI's taxonomy places the organism in Eukaryota, Metazoa, Chordata, Aves, Passeriformes, Turdidae.
GCGCCGUGCGGGCGGCGCCGAGGCGCGGGCGGGCGCGGCGGGAUGUCGGGGCCCAACGGAGACCCGCACGUGCUGGGCGGCGGCACCGGCGACGACAGCGACGACGGCGGCGACACCUUCGAGGAGGAAGAAUAUGCAGCAAUAAAUUCCAUGCUGGACCAGAUCAACUCCUGCUUGGAUCACCUGGAGGAGAAGAAUGAUUACCUACACAUCUGCUUGAAGGAACUGCUGGAGUCCAACCGCCAGACCCGGCUGGAGUUCCAGCAGCAGAGCAAGCAGCUGAACACAGGAGCUGAUGUACAGGGAUCCCAGCCUCCUGCCUAGAGGAGUCUGACCACACACUCUCAGCUGGUGUUGCUAAGGGGACAAUUGCUGGCCACCAAUUUAAUGUAAAACUUGAAUAGAAGAGGUGCCUCAUGUCUGGUACUUGUUCCUUUCUGUGUAUCCUGCCAUUCAUCUCCAUGUUCUGUUUUCCUUUAGCUGUGAGACAGGUGCAGAAGCACAAGGGAGGGUGUAGGAGAGCUGGUUCUUUCUGCUCCCCAACAUGAGCCUGGCACUCACAUUUGGGUAAAGCUAGCUGUAAGAAACCUGAGGCCAUGCGAGUAGUUUGCAGGUAGGCUCUCUUCACAAGUGGAAAAAUUAUCUCUGCUCUCAUUUCCUUAAAUCCAAGACAGGAGUAUUAUGGUUCUACCUGUGGGCAACUGUCUGAGGCCUAGGAAAAUCCAGCCAGGAUUUUUCCCAGGCUGGAUGAGCUUUGCUGUCAGGCUCCUUAAGGACAACAACCCAAAACAAAGAUUACAUGCUAGACGCUAAAUUACCUGCUAGAUGCUAGUCACAGACUGUGUUUCUAAAAGGGGGUCUUGCUCCUCUGCCCAAAGAAGUUUCUCUGAAUUGUUUUGCACGAUGUAUGCUAUUUAAACCUAUGAUUUCCUUGAAUAAAUGCUCUUUCUUGCUCUUGUAA